This is a messenger RNA of Microthlaspi erraticum, 1308 nucleotides long. NCBI's taxonomy places the organism in Eukaryota, Viridiplantae, Streptophyta, Magnoliopsida, Brassicales, Brassicaceae. The record is from the annotation of a GenBank genome assembly.
AUGGAAGGUGAGCAUCAGAUGGUGUACGUCGGUCUAUCUGGGGAAGACGUGCCAGACACUGUCCUCAGUCAUCUGAAAAGCGGCUUGGAAGGUAAGAGCUUCAGCGUUAUCACUCAGAUGAGAGAAGACGCAAAAGAUCGGUGUAAGAUCAUGAAGAGGAUCAGGGUGUCCAGGUUUGUGGUAGUGAUACUCUCCGAUGACUUCGGAGGAUCAGGUGAGUGCUUAGACGCUCUAGUGUUGGUCGUAAAACGCAUGGACGUAGGUAAGCUAAGAACGAUUCUCAUCUACUACAUGAUGAAUGAGUCCGACGCAGUGCACCACAAGGGAAAUUUCGGAUAUUUGCUCGGCCAGCUAGAGAAGGCUGAGCGUAGAAAAGCUGCUGGUAAGAGUAUGGAGGCCUUGCUUCAUACGGAGGUUAGAAUCAAGGAGUGGAGAGAAGCUUUGGUGUCUGUCACAGCCACGAAGGGUUUCAAGUUAUAUAACCAAGCAGGAGAUAGCUUAGAUUCCGGAUUUAUCGAAGCAAUCACAAAGCACAUGAUUGAGGGUGGGUUUGGCAGUAUAAGGGAGCCAAAAAGUCAUCCGUUUGACGCCUCAGUGUAUGAGGAUGAGGAACGUAUGAAAGCUAUGGUUUCUAGCUUGGAAAAGAUGGGCAUCAUAAUUGACGGAAGUUCUAGAUCUGAGCCAGACUUUAUUGAUAAGAUCUCGGAGCAGGUCAAGGAAAAGCUAAACGUCAUUAUUCGGACGGAUUUCCCUACGGAAUCGCAUAAACCGGUCGUGAGAAGUCAUGUGUACAUCAGUUACACUGGGAGUCCAGAGAUCCGCAGAAAGUACGUCAACCAUGUAACUAAUUCCUUGGCGAACUAUGGGGACGUGGAAACCUCUACGGGAACUAAAAAAUUCUCGGAGGUGAUGGAGGACUUAUGGAUAGCAGUGGUGAUCUUAUCUGAAGAUUACGCCGAGUCGACAUACUUCCUCGAGGAGCUGGUGGCCAUCAAGAAACAUGCUGAUCAUGGGAAACUGCUAAUACUCCCAAUCUUCUACAUGGUUGAGCCAGACAAAGUGAAAGAUCAGAUUGGAAUGUUUGAUGAUAGAUGCGCGCAGCUUGAGCAACUUCCUCAAGCACUCUGUUUCCUUUUGCUCAAGGCUCUGUUCCGUCUUGCUUGUUUUGCCAUCCGAUUACUCCGAUCUCCUUCUGGUCCAUCUCCGAUCAUCACCUCCGGUCUGCUCCUUCGCCAUAAGCUCCGAAUACCUGAUAAAUGCACCCCAAAUGCAAUGGAAAUGCAAAAUGCUAUCCUAAAGGCUAAAUGA